This is a messenger RNA of Hyalella azteca, 3041 nucleotides long. Its product is annotated as chitooligosaccharidolytic beta-N-acetylglucosaminidase. The transcript has 8 exons. NCBI's taxonomy places the organism in Eukaryota, Metazoa, Arthropoda, Malacostraca, Amphipoda, Hyalellidae. Gene Ontology annotation, biological process: glycosaminoglycan metabolic process; carbohydrate metabolic process; ganglioside catabolic process. The record is from RefSeq and is a predicted model, not a curated record. The coding region runs from base 649 to 2565 and encodes 638 amino acids. Gene Ontology annotation, molecular function: beta-N-acetylhexosaminidase activity. Gene Ontology annotation, cellular component: membrane.
GCUCCAUAGUUUUCAUAUUAUUUCCAUUCCCAUAACUUUGAUUUUUGUUCUACCUAACCGUUAAUGAAUUACCUCCUUAUUUUGGGGUGCUUGCGUGUUUUCACUCCUUUUUGAACGCUGUGGCUCGCCCGUCAAACCUGAAUGCAAGGUUCCCGCAAUGGAUUCCAAAUUAAGAGAUCAUCGUACAGAGACCAUCGUACAGAGACCAUCGUACAGAGAUCAUCGUACAGAGAUCAUCGUACAGAGACCAUCGCGCAAAAAUCAUCGUACAGAUACCAUCGUGCAGAGAUCAUCGUACAGAGACCAUCGUACAGAGAUCAUCGUACAGAGACCAUCGCGCAAAAAUCAUCGUACAGAUACCAUCGUGCAGAGACCAUCGUACAGAGACCAUCGUGCAGAGAUCAUCGUACAGAGACCAUCGUACAGAGAUCAUCGUACAGAGAUCAUCGUACAGAGACCAUCGUCCAGAGAUAAUCGUACAGAGCCCAUCGUACAGAGAUCAUCGUACAGAGACCAUCGUACAUAGACUGUCUUACAGAGACCAUCGUACAGAGAUCAUCGUCCAGAGAUCAUCGUACAGAGACCAACCAUCGUACAUAGACUGUCUUACAGAGACCAUCGUCCAGAGAUCAUCGUACAGAGACCAUCAUGGCCAUGUCGGAGAACACGAAGCCCGGACUCUUCGUAGGACUGUUGGUCGUGGUCUGUGUAGUGAUCACCGUGUCGAUUAUUGUGACCAGAGAUCCUGUACCCCAGCCCGAGCCCCUCUUCAGUCAGCCAUACGAGUACGUGUGUCAAGAUGUUACAGGCUCCGGUCCUCGGUGUGUCAAAGUCGUCCGAACCGACGACAGCAACGGCACCUCUCUGAACGUCUGCAAGCUCACGUGCGGUGAACGCAGGCUCAUUUGGCCGUAUCCUGUCUCUGUUGAAGGCAUGGGAACCGAGAUGUCGCGGUUUAUCCCGAUCAAUGUUAUGUACGGUGACAUCAGUUCCCAUUCUACACAAAUCCAAGAUUUCAUUAAAGAGAACUGGGAGGCAUUCAAGGGUAACUUGGAAAUGAUUCAUCCUGACUAUGUCACCAAUGGAGUUGGUGAAUGGACUACCUCAGACACCUAUAAUAAAUUCAAGGUAUACGUAAAUUUCAUCAUCAAAACGGGAGUAUCAACCAUCAGUCGAACCACUAUCGAAUCCUACAGCCUCAAUAUUUCAUCAACCGCUGAACGCUCGACAGUCACCAUAGAAGCCAUCACUUACUUCGGAGCACGCCACGGCCUGGAGACGUUCUCCCAACUUCUAAACUAUGAUGCCGAAAACAACUGCCUUCAAAUGAUCAACUCUCUUGGGAGGAUUUACGACGAACCUUUCUUUAGACACAGGGGUUUGUCGUUGGACACAUCGCGUAAUUACAUCCCAGUCAAAUCUAUAAAGAAGACCAUCGACGCAAUGGCAGCUAACAAACUCAACUAUUUUCACUGGCACAUCACUGACACUCACUCUUUCCCGUUCAAGAUGGAAUCAUGGCCUCAAAUGCACGAGUAUGGAGCUUAUUCGCCUCGACAAGUAUACUCGCAUAAAGACGUUUCAGAAAUUGUAAGGUAUGGCAACGUACGGGGAGUUAAGGUGUACCCAGAACUUGAUUCUCCAGCACACAUUGGCAACGGAUGGCAGUGGGGACCGACUCAAGAACUGGGCACUCUUGCUGUGUGCGUGAAUCAGGAACCGUGGCAGUCGUACUGCGUGGAGCCGCCGUGUGGUCAGCUCAACAUAGCAAACCCCCGCAUAUACGACGUCCUGGCCAGCGUCUACAAGGAACUCGCCGACGCCUUCAGCCCAGUGCAGUACUUCCACUUCGGCGGCGAUGAGGUUUCGAUCGACUGCUGGAACUCGAGUGCCGAGAUACGUGACUGGAUGUCUGCAAAGUACGACAACGUCACGAAAGAUAGCUACUUUGACGAGUGGGCUAACUUCCACAGUCGCUCAAUGGAAAUUUUCGAAAACGUUACCGGCAUCACCGAUGUCAAAGGAAUUUUGUGGACAUCAUCACUUACGGAGGCCGGCAUGGCAGCCAAAUACCUCGACCCUGAAAAGUUCAUCAUACAAAUCUGGACGUACCAGAACAACAACGACAGCCUAGGAGAUGUGGAGGACAUCGCAUCUAAAGGCUUCGAGUUGAUCAUCACUAAUGCUGACGCGUGGUAUCUGGACUGCGGAGUAGGAGCUUGGGUUGGGAAUGGCUUCAAUUGGUGUUCUCCGUACAAACCUUGGCAAACAGUGUACGACAACAAUCCUCUUCUCAUGGUUUCCCCUGAGUACCGUGAUAAAAUUAUCGGAGGUGAAGCUGCCUUAUGGACGGAACAGGCUGACGCUCAAACUUUAGACUCAAAGCUGUGGCCAAGAGGUGCUGCCCUAGCAGAGCGCUUAUGGUCAAAUCCUAAUGGCACGUGGGCUGACGCAGAGCUCAGGAUGAUUCUGCACCGUCAACGCCUAGUGGAGCGGGGAAUUGCUGCUGAGAGGUUACAGCCUCAGUGGUGCUUUGAGAACGAAGGAUUGUGCUAUAUACUUUGAUCCCGAUUACAUUUCACUCAACUUUAUGCCAAAAUUGGAUAGCGUCAUGCAAAAUUUUCUAUAACCGGUCAGCUUUUCCUCGUAUUUAUUAUCAGAUUACUGUAAAACUUGGUAUAAGAUUUCGGCUUCAGUAUUGUAUCGAAAGAAGACCUGACGCAACACCACCUAGACAAAGUUGCGUCAACAUUAGCCGUAGGCAAAUACCGAGCUCAACCCGUGCUAAGGUUUUGCAGCUUAACAAGGCAGUGAUUAUUAUACGUUGUGUAUUUAAUUUCAUAGUUAGGUGUUGCGAAUUGACGUGCUUGGUUAGUAGCGAAACUGUUUUAUUCUGUGCUCUGAUUUAUUUUUAGAUUUCUUUCAAAUUUAAAAUGAAUGUUUUAAGAAUAUUUUUAUUCCAGUAUACUGUCAAGAAUAUUAGUGACUAAUUCACUUAUUUAUUGUUAUUUGCCCCUCAGGGGGGUCUUCUGACGCGUGUC